Molecule: messenger RNA, 1211 nt
Organism: Ostrinia nubilalis (European corn borer)
Lineage: Eukaryota; Metazoa; Arthropoda; Insecta; Lepidoptera; Crambidae
Product: UPF0547 protein C16orf87 homolog
Exons: 4
Coding region: 176-646 (156 amino acids)
Source: RefSeq, a predicted model, not a curated record
UACGGAUGGCAUCCAUCAGUCAGUCAGCUGUCAAAUACGUGCAAAAGUGAUUUUGGGAAUCCUGAAAUUUAACAAAAACUUAGAAUAAAUCAGUGUAACAGUGAGGAUCUUGCGAACACUACAUAAGCGCAGUGUAUAGUUUAAAAUGUAUUGAAGAGAAACACAAAAAAAUACAAUGGGUAAAAAUAAAAUGAUCGCGAAAAGCUGUCCGAAGUGUGAGAUGCAGGUGGCCGUAGCAUCCAAAGCCUGCAAAUGUGGGCACACAUUCUUCGCGGCGAGACGCGGCGCCGACAGCUUACCAGCAGCAGAAGACAUGAAGCGACGCACCGGCCGCGUGAGACGAUCGCGAACUCAGUUCUAUGACGCGCAGCAUUACCAGAAGCAAAUUAAGAGAAGGUCUCCCAAAAAGAGAUCUCUGUCUCGCUCACUGGAUUACGACUACAAAGGAAAAGAGAAAGAGAGUGCAACAGCAGUAGCUAGACGCAGACGCGCCCUCCGCCGCGCCAAGCGUUCCCCGCCGGCAUCCGGGGAACGAACCCGUGACCCUACUCCGCAGCUACGACCCGCUCAGUUGGCCCGCUGCCGGCUCAUACUGCACGAGAUCAACCGGAAACUACAGGCGGUUACCUGGGCGCCGCCAUCUUAGUGCUAGUGAUGUGACAUGAUCAACAGUUGAAGUAUCAAUUGAAAUUGAAACUCUCGAUUGUCUUCUCAUCGAUAAUUUGCACUUUACUAUUAACGUCAUCUUAGGUGCUCGGUCACGUAAGCGCCGCCAUUUUAGUUGAUCGAUUAUGUAGGCGACGCCUUAAGAUAGCUUAAGGCUCAUUCAGAGUGGAAGCGCGGCCGAGUCUUUACAUUUGCGCCAAAAUGACUUAGAACCACACGGACAGUCACUUAACAGACUCCCUAUCAUUGUGAACGAUAGGAACCUAGCAUCAGCUAGAAACGCCAGCGCCUCACUCAAAAUGGGGUCUUACAGCUCGGUCACGUGGGCCGCCAUUUUAGUGCUAGUGAUGAUCGACAGUCUUAAGCGAAACCAAUUGAUACUCUCGAUGGUCUUGCCGAUUUUAAUUGAACUGUCAUAGAUAUAAAAUUAGCAUUAGAAUUUAGUUUAAAUGUAAAAAUGUGUAUUUGUAAUCCAAUUUUUCUCUCUCAUUGUAUUAUUUUAGUGAUAUUAAAUGUAAAUAAAUAAAUGCUGACAUAGUAUCUAA